CAACAAGCAAGCAAAAGAAAUAAAACAAAACAAAACUAAUGCGUGACAGUCAUAGGACGCUUGUGUCAAAUAUCAAAAUGUCAAAUCGUUCUUGGUGAUAGAACCUCUCGAAUGCAUGGCAUCUAGAUCAAAAUAAUCCCCCGUCUUCUCGCAUUUAGUUCAUCGGCAAAGUGUUUAUCUAUUAUUUAAGUGAAUUAAUCGAAAAUGGGCGACCGUAACCAUGAUCCGGGCAUUAUGGAUAAGUCGAUGCGAUCGGUGUUCGUGGGAAAUAUUCCGUACGAUGCAACCGAGGAAGCGCUGAAGGAAAUAUUCUGCGAGGUCGGCUUGGUGCUAUCCAUGAAGUUGGUCUACGAUCGCGAAACAGGGAAACCGAAAGGCUAUGGCUUUUGCGAAUACAAGGACAAAGAGACGGCGCUUAGUGCGAUGCGCAACUUAAAUGGGUACGUGUUCGGAGGGCGGCCGCUUCGUGUGGACAAUGCUUGCACGGAAAAAUCACGCAUGGAGAUGGCUGCAUUGCUACAUGUGAACCGAGCUGAGAGUCCGUAUGGUGAGCACUGCUCGCCGCAGCAUGCCCCGGAAGUGAUUACUAAGCAUGUCAGUAGCCUCCCACCGGAACGUUUGCAUGAACUGAUGUUGCAAAUGAAGCAGUUGGUGCAAACUAACCCCUUUGAAGCGCGUCACAUGCUUGUCCAAAAUCCCCAGCUGGCAUACGCACUGCUUCAGGUGCAGGUGCUUACGAAGGCAAUUGAUCCGGCUGCAGCAUAUUCCUUCCUGUACAAGUCGCAAUCUGCACCUGGCUUCAGCGAGCCAUUCCAGGGAAACCAACCUCAAGGUGGGAUGCAGGGAAACGCAGGACAAUUUAUGCCGCAGUAUGGUGCCAAUAAUGGCAAUGCUGAAAGCUUUCGCCCGAACGUUGACCCUCGGCUCGGACGCCAAGCGGCAUCGGGCGCAAACGAUUACGAUCCCCGGAACCGUUUUGCGGCCAGUAACCAAACAGGACAAAGGCCUGCGCAGCCUCCCCAACAAAAUGCAGCUCCCUUUCCAACCGAUCCGAGACAGCGCCCCGUCGAUCCGCGUAUGGGUAAGGAUCCACGUUUGAUGAACGCUGGUGCUGCUCAUUUUGGAUCGAAUGCAAACCAACUACCGUCGGGAGGAACCGGUCGACCAAUGGUGCCUAGUGCUGCAUCGCUGUCCGCUGCAUCGUCCGGGUUGAACUUGGAUCCUCUUCCGAGCGAUGCCACAGACCAAGAGAAGGCAGCACUAAUCAUGCAAGUAUUGCAGCUUUCCGACGAACAGAUCAACCUGUUGCCCCCGGAGCAACGGAACAGUAUCCUUGUGCUGAAGGAACAAAUAGUUCGAAGCACACAAAUUAGAUGAAUUGUCUUGAUAUUUAACAUUCUGACCGACGUGCGUGGUUUAUAUUUAGACAAACUUUGUCCGAACACCAUGAGACUAAUAAAAUAUGCAAACGUCUCCGAAACAUAA
Molecule: messenger RNA, 1485 nt
Organism: Anopheles gambiae (African malaria mosquito)
Lineage: Eukaryota; Metazoa; Arthropoda; Insecta; Diptera; Culicidae
Product: cleavage stimulation factor subunit 2
Exons: 2
Coding region: 205-1377 (390 amino acids)
Biological process (GO): mRNA 3'-end processing
Cellular component (GO): mRNA cleavage and polyadenylation specificity factor complex
Molecular function (GO): mRNA binding
Source: RefSeq, a predicted model, not a curated record